Cylicocyclus nassatus is the source of this 714-nucleotide messenger RNA. NCBI's taxonomy places the organism in Eukaryota, Metazoa, Nematoda, Chromadorea, Rhabditida, Strongylidae. The record is from the annotation of a GenBank genome assembly.
AUGCCAAAAUUUUACGCUGCCGAAGAUGUCACAGAACCAGGGACGGGAAUAAUUGCUUUAGAAGACCUUGGCGACCGCGUAAAAACGAUGGACCUUUUUCCUGGUCUGUCAUUAAUCCAGUUUGACGCUUGCCAGAUGUUUGAGAAGAUUCGACCAGAUUUGUUCAAAUCAAAAGUAUCAGCAAUGAGGGAGUACUUUAGCCUUGAGGCGGCGACGAGCGCCCAUCACUCUUAUAAAGAAUUAGGAGUCCCUCCAGCUCCAGUCCACUUCGACAUGAAUCCCACAAACUUAUUAUGGGACAAGGAAAUGAGGAAGCUCAUUGCAAUAGUUGACUAUCAACUUCUCCACACCGGUAAUUUCGCUGAAGACAUCGCGCGGACGUUGAUGCUCACAAUGUCGCGACAGCAACGAUGGAGCCAUACGAACGCACUCCUCAAGCGUUACCACGACACACUAACAUCACUGUCAAACGGCAAUCCGCCUUACGCCAUUUCCAAGGUGUACGAGGCAUACGAAUGGAUCUUCCCCUACUCCAUGAACUUCGGAUUGUUUGCUAUGGCCAACUACUUUGACAUGUACAAUAGGCUAGAACAAGAUGAGGUGAAAAGAAGAGAGAUUCAAAAUGAGAUCACUGACAGAGCCUAUGGGGCAAUAAUUGAUGCUGAGCGAUACAUUCGUCUACGGCAAAACUCGCGAAGUCCUCGAAGGGUCUAA